AUGAUGAGACGGGGUGCGUUGGUGGUGUUGGGCUUGCUGGUCGGUUCGGCCUACAGCAGCUGCCUCGGCGGAGGCUGUGGUGGAGGAUCCUCUGGUGGCAUUAGCCGUUCCUACGGAGGACCCACUAAUAGUUUCGGAGGUUCUGGAGGAGGAGGCGGGUCCUUCGGGGGAGGAUCCUUCGGAGGAGGAUCCUUCGGGGGAGGAUCCUUUGGAGGAGGCGGUGGGUCGUUUGGGGGAGGUGGAUCCUUCGGAGGAGGAUCUUUCGGAGGUGGUGGCGGAUCCUUCGGUGGCGGGUCCUCUGGAGGAGUAAGUACAAGUUACAGCGGACCAAGGACCAGCUUCGGAGGAGGUGGCCGUGGAUCUGUCGGAGGGGGCAGAGGAUCCUUCGGCAGAGGGUCCUCCGGCAGAGGAUCCUUCGGCAGAGGGUCCUCCGGCAGAGGAUCCUUCGGCAGAGGGUCCUCCGGUAGAGGAUCCUUCGGAGCAGGUGGCGGUCGCUUCGGUGGCGGAUCUUCUGGCGGAAGGGGCGGUGGCAUCGGCGGCGUAGGAGGAUCCUUUGGCGGGGGAGUGAGCAACACUUACAGUGGCCCAAGCAAUAACUUCGGAGGCUCUGGCGGAGGCGGUGGAGGAGGGUUUGGAGGAGGAUCCUUUGGCGGCGGGUCUUUCGGGGGUUCAGGCGGCGGUGUGUCUGGCAGUUACCUGCCGCCCUCCGGGAAAUAA
Messenger RNA from Penaeus indicus, 717 nucleotides. Its product is annotated as keratin, type I cytoskeletal 10-like. The record is from RefSeq and is a predicted model, not a curated record. Bases 1 to 717 code for a protein of 238 amino acids. Lineage: Eukaryota; Metazoa; Arthropoda; Malacostraca; Decapoda; Penaeidae. The transcript is spliced from 3 exons.